Punica granatum (pomegranate) is the source of this 1545-nucleotide messenger RNA. The record is from RefSeq and is a predicted model, not a curated record. Lineage: Eukaryota; Viridiplantae; Streptophyta; Magnoliopsida; Myrtales; Lythraceae.
GAUGGGAACGUGAAGCAAAAUAGCUCACCAACUCUUCCUCUAUUACAGCCGUCCCUCCCACAUUCAAAACGCCUACCCCCUAAGCUCCUUUAAAGAUGCGCCGCUCGCACAUUGAUUCAGGUAGCAUAAUUAGUUUAAUCAUCUCAUUCAUAGAUCAGUCGAAGGCAUAAGAGGAGAAUGAAAGAAGAACCGGAAGUGACUGGCACUUCGAUGGAUGAUCAUCGUGAGAAGCAGCAGGCUACCGUCUGUGUGCUCGAUGCAUCGACUUACGUCGGGUUUUGGAUCCUCAACGGCUUGCUUGCCAAAGGGUAUGCGGUUCGUGCAGCCAUCCAGAAGAACGGAGAUGGAGAGAUACUGAAGAAUAUAAGGGAGAUGGAGAAAGCUGAGGAGAGGCUGGAGGUGUCCAGUGUGGAUGUUCUUGACUACCACAGCAUUCUCUUGGCCCUCAGGGGCUGCUCUGCUCUCUUCUGUUGCCUGGACAGCCCUGACGGAUAUGACGAGAGGAAUGUGGACAUUGAGGCGAGAGGGGCAAUCAACGUAGUCGAGGCGUGCGCCCAAACAGAGGGGAUAGAGAAGGUCGUGUUCAGCUCUUCUAUGGCUGCAGCAAUAUGGAGGGACAACAUAGGCUCCGACAACGAUGUCGAUGAGAGGUCUUGGAGCGACCAAGACUUCUGCAGGAAGCUCAAGUUGUGGUAUGCUCUGUCAAAGACGCUAUCGGAGCAGACAGCAUGGGCUCUGGCUAUGGACCGAGCUGUAAACAUGGUCUCGAUCAACAGCGGACUCGUCCUGGGCCCUGGAGUCACCCAACAGAACCCUAAGACCACGUUGGCUUAUCUCAAAGGAACCCCGGAGAUGUAUGAGAAUGGAGUCUUGGCAAUCGUGGAUGUGGACUUCAUGGUCGAUGUACAUAUCAAGGCAUUCCGGGAUCAGUCGACCCGGGGCAGGUACUUCUGCUUCAACCAAGUGGUGAACACCGAGGAGGAGGCCAUGCGACUAGCGCAGAGGCUCAGCCCUCUGAUCUCACUGCCACCAAGCUAUGAAAACCAAGGGAAUGAACCGUAUGCUGAGAGGCUGAGGACUAAGAAAUUGAGCAAAUUGGUCGAAGGAACCGCUUAUUAGGAUUGAUCUUGAUGUUGCAUUUUAGUUCGUGCUUGUAAUAAUUCAUCGGUUGAAGCGUGAUUUUCGAUCGGUCCAAUCUCAAAGAGACCAUCUGAAAAAUCAUAUGAGUUUCUCUUCGUUGGAAUCUCAAGAUCGAUUAAAGAUAGAUCCAUCCAUUUACCUAUAAAAAGAUGUGCGUCCCCCGAUAGAAAGUUCCGAAUGAAAACUAAAGUCAUGAAGUUGGACAUAUUCUCCCCGUAAAUUAGUAGGAUGGUUUGACAGCAAGUGAUUCUCAUCGACCCUCUCUAAGAAGCCGCCUGAUAAAAUACUUUUCGGGCGAAAUUGUGGAAUCACAUAAACCAACGUUACGAUUAGGUUAACCCACCCUUCAUUUCUUCAGGAAAUCCUAAGUUCUGCCAAUAAGCGGAAAAAAAAAAAAAAAAAAAA